GGCCUUGUUUUUGCCCGCGGUGCCAAAAACAAUACUCUUGUUGAUAACGGUGAAGCUCCUUCUUUACCUUUUCCCUUUGUUUGAGAACCCUAAUCCCGUUAACUCGUAAAAAAACCACAGCUCUUCUCUUUCUCUCAAUUCUCUCAGGUAAUUGCUUUGUUUUUUAUACAACUCUUUUUUCGUGUUUCUUCUGCUUUGUCGCUGCGGAUCCCGAUAACUGUCACCAAGCCAUCUCCGUAAAACAACUAGCAACAAAAUUCACUGUAACAGAUUACAUCCGUUAGCUAUCGAUAUCGAUUAGUUGGUUUAGGUCAAUUUGUGGAAUCUGUAUCUCCUGAAUUGUAAUUUCACCUGCACUUUGCUUUUAGCCCCAAAACGUUGUUAUAGAUUCUCUGUCCCCCACUAAUUUUUAUUGCAUAAUUAUGUUUAAAUUGCAUUCGGCCAAUCUCAUGGCCAUUGUGGGAUAAGGUUUUUGGUUGUUGAAUCUUUAUGAAGCAUGCUGGCUGAAUUAUAAUUAAAUGAAUGUCCUCUGUUGGAUUAUUUUUUUUAGAAACGUAGUUAUGCAGUAUUUUAGUUAAGGAUUCAUGAUGGGAUACCUAAUUGUGAAAUGGGUGUUGUAUUCCAAGGGGCUGCAAACUUUCUGGUUCUUUUUGACAGAUUUUGGGUUAUCGUUUGAAAUGGCAUCGGUAUCCAGUCAACCACAGUUCCGUUACACUCAGCCACCGUCAAAGGUUCUCCAUUUGAGGAACUUGCCAUGGGAGUGCACAGAGGAGGAACUGAUUGAGCUUGGGAAGCCGUUUGGCAAAGUUGUUAACACAAAAUGCAAUGUUGGGGCGAAUAGAAAUCAAGCUUUUAUUGAAUUUGCAGAUUUGAAUCAAGCCAUUGCAAUGAUAUCGUACUAUGCCUCAUCAUCAGAGCCUGCUCAAGUACGUGGGAAAACUGUAUACCUACAAUAUUCAAAUAGGCAAGAAAUAGUGAAUAACAAAACUACUGCAGAUGUUCCCGGGAAUGUAUUGUUGGUAACGAUUGAGGGUGCAGAUGCACGUCUUGUCAGCAUUGAUGUCUUGCACUUGGUUUUUUCAGCCUUUGGAUUUGUGCAUAAGAUUACUACUUUCGAGAAGACAGCAGGAUUUCAGGCACUGGUGCAAUUCUCAGAUGCAGAGACUGCCACCUCUGCGAAGGAUGCUUUGGAUGGAAGAAGCAUACCUAGGUAUCUGCUGCCUGAGCAUGUGGGACCAUGUACCCUUAGGAUCACUUAUUCCGGACAUUCAGAUUUAAGUGUAAAGUUUCAAAGCCACAGGAGCAGAGACUAUACUAAUCCUUACCUUCCUGUUGCUCCAUCAGCUGUCGAGGGAAGUGGACAGGCUAUGGUUGGUUUGGAUGGGAAAAGAUUGGAGACUGAGAGUAAUGUUCUCCUUGCAUCUAUUGAGAACAUGCAAUAUGCUGUAACAUUGGAUGUCUUACACAUGGUUUUCUCUGCUUUUGGCCCUGUCCAAAAAAUUGCAAUGUUCGAUAAGAAUGGUGGUUUGCAGGCUCUGAUUCAGUAUCCAGAUACUCAGACAGCUGUUGUGGCCAAGGAAGCCUUGGAAGGACAUUGCAUAUAUGAUGGGGGUUUUUGCAAGCUUCACCUUUCAUAUUCACGACAUACUGAUCUAAGUAUAAAGGUCAAUAAUGAUAGGAGCAGAGACUAUACCAUUCCUAAUACCCCUAUUGUGAACGCCCAACCCUCAAUUUUCGGGCAACAAUCUGUUUCCAUGAUGGGCCCUUCACAACAACCAUUCUAUGGGUCUCAGGCUGGAUGGGGGACAGCUCCACCAGCAGCGGUUCAGUCUAUGCCAAUGCAGAUGCACAAUAAUGUUUACAUGCCACCUGGAACUAUGCCACAACAAAUGGCCCCUGGAAUGCAAUUUCCUAGUCACAACACAGCACAACCUACAACAACAAUGCCCUCAUAUGGAUCUGAUCGUACUCAAUAGCAUGCAUCUCCUUUGUCUCAAAUAGAUCUAUACAUUGGUUAGCGCUGGCUUAUGCAGAACUGAGGACUGUCAUUUAAAUUAGGGUUCCCAUCUGGUGACAUUGGCCUCUAAUCCAUUUGUUUGACAGUUAUUCUGAACCUCAAAUGGGCCACUUCUCAUCUUUCCCUUAAGUUAUUUUUCAGAUGUUGAAUAUUGAAUAUGGAAGUCUGUAAGCAAUUGGUCCACAACUUUUGAGUGUCUUAACUUUGAAACAAAAUAUUCUGUUUUAGUUUAUUUGUGUUUGAGAAUAUGAUGUAAUCCUGUAUAAUCGAUUUUGUAUGGCCGACAGAACGUAAUAUCAUGUUAUUACCAGCAUCGUCGUUUGGGUUGUGAA
Messenger RNA from Glycine soja, 2349 nucleotides. Its product is annotated as polypyrimidine tract-binding protein homolog 2-like. Lineage: Eukaryota; Viridiplantae; Streptophyta; Magnoliopsida; Fabales; Fabaceae. The transcript has 10 exons. The coding region runs from base 585 to 1976 and encodes 463 amino acids. Gene Ontology annotation, molecular function: mRNA binding. Gene Ontology annotation, biological process: regulation of RNA splicing. The record is from RefSeq and is a predicted model, not a curated record. Gene Ontology annotation, cellular component: nucleus.